GGCCGGUGAUUGAUAAUAAAAGUGAAAUAAAUAAAUUUGCAAUCGCCGAACGUUUGGUUACUGAUGUUAAAAACAACUUUCAGCACCUGUAGAGGGUCGUGCUUAAAGUUCCCGGCACAGUCUGUCAAAGACAAUGCGGGCAAAUGGGCAAAGCGGUGUCUUUUCUACGCUUUUGCUUAACUUUUUAAAUUCGAAACUACCCAAACCAUCAAAGAUUCCUAGACAGAAAAUGAAUUUCAAAGCAUUUACGGCAGUCAUAUGCGUCUUCGUUGGAUGCUGUAGUAACGUUAUAUUUUUGGAAUACCUCGUAAAAGAGGACCCUGGAUCUGGGAAUCUGAUAACGUUUUCACAGUUUCUUUUUAUUGCUAUUGAAGGGCUGGUGCAUACAAUUGCGUCUCGUAAUUUGAAGCCGAAAAUACCACUGCGUAAUUAUACGCUCUUAGUAGUUAUGUUUUUUGUGACAAGCGUAGUCAAUAACUUCGCGUUUGAUUUCAACAUACCAAUGCCUUUACACAUGAUAUUUAGAGCGGGAUCUCUUAUUGCUAAUAUGAUAAUGGGCAUUCUUAUUUUGAAAAAGAGAUAUAUUUUCUCCAAAUAUUUAUCAGUUUUUAUGAUAACAGCCGGGAUUAUAUUAUGUACAAUUAUAUCGGGAAGUAAUGUGAAAAAUGCCUCCGCGUUUUCGCCAAUAGACAGCGGAACUGCCGCAUAUUCGGAUUUCUUCAUAUGGAUUAUUGGCAUUGGUCUACUUUCUAUAGCUCUUUUUAUAUCGGCUUAUAUGGGCAUUUGCCAGGAAACUCUUUACAAAAGAUUUGGAAAACAUCCGGAAGAGGCACUUUUAUACACGCAUCUGAUCCCGUUACCCGGUUUUUUCUUGAUAUAUAAAAAUAUAUGGGAGCACUUGAGCAUAGCAAUUGCAAGUGAACCAAUGACUUUACCAGUAAUUUCAUUAAUUGGGUUGAAACUUCAAAUUCCUCAAAUGAUGUUUUAUUUAAUUUGUAAUAUUAUUACGCAGUAUCUUUGUAUUAGCUCGGUGUAUGUCUUGACAACUGAGUGUGCUUCGUUAACAGUUACACUUGUGGUAACUUUAAGAAAAUUUGUAUCCUUACUAUUUUCUAUAGUAUACUUUAAAAAUCCGUUUACUAUUUAUCACUGGAUUGGGACAGGACUAGUUUUUUUCGGGACAAUCGUUUUUACAGAAGUAGUUCCACGAAUUACUGAGCAUAUACAAAUGCAGAAGCAUAAAAAGCAAUAAUUAUAUCAUUGAUUUGCAUGUAUAUAAAUAUAUAAUGUAAAUAUUUUGUUUACUACAGUUGAGUAUAAGUAGACAAUUUUUUAUAAACUAAUGUGUUUUCUUUUCUCGCAAUAAUUUCACAUUUAUUCUGCCCGACGCCGGUGCUGUCAAGUUUUCAUUUUCUUUUCUCAAAGUGUUGUACUCUGAUCAGGCGAAUAUUGGCAUUUUCUACCAUCUACGAUAAGCGAUAAGCGAGAGUGCGCGUUGUUUAGCUGGUUUUCGGAUAUCUGUUCACAAAAAUUCAUCAAAAUAAUGUGCGACAACUUUGUUACAAGAAAAUGACAGUCAAUCGUUCAUUUGUUAAAUCUUUCUUGUUCUAUUUUCAUUUGACAAUAUUUUCGCAAUGAGGCGACAAUUUUUUCGGGAACAGAAAGCGCUAUUAGUUAUUUGUGUGAAGUAUGCUCUAAAACAAUGUUAAUAAAUUGACAAAGUCUAUUGGGAUAAUUGAA
Molecule: messenger RNA, 1740 nt
Organism: Anastrepha ludens (Mexican fruit fly)
Lineage: Eukaryota; Metazoa; Arthropoda; Insecta; Diptera; Tephritidae
Gene: Efr
Product: UDP-xylose and UDP-N-acetylglucosamine transporter
Exons: 6
Coding region: 134-1252 (372 amino acids)
Biological process (GO): transmembrane transport
Cellular component (GO): Golgi membrane; endoplasmic reticulum membrane
Molecular function (GO): UDP-N-acetylglucosamine transmembrane transporter activity; UDP-xylose transmembrane transporter activity
Source: RefSeq, a predicted model, not a curated record